AUGUCGUCUUUAAUACAGAAACAGCCAAAAUCAAUGACUCCAGGUGAGUUAUCUAUAACUCACAGCAUGACGAGUUCUGCAAAUGAUAGUUCAACACAUGUCAAGAACGAACGAUCAUUGAAUUUUAUCGAAGAAUCAAAUAGAGAUGAGGUAGAUUUAAGUCAAAGACUGGAUUUGAGCGUAAUGAUAGAACAGUUCAUUUCCUUUCUUGGUAGAGAGCAUUGGGCCAAGUAUGCACAGAUUACUAGUCUGUUUAUACUGGGUAAAUUAUCAAGAAAAGAGCUAUUAAAUCAAUUGAAUGAUAUCUUCCAAAAUAUUAACGAUGUACCUCGUUCUAAACUGAUACGACUUCAUAAUCAAUUACUACUGGGAAUAAUGACUAAUUCAUUGAAAGAAUCUCCUUUGGGUUUGAAAGGUGAUUUCGAUCAUCAUUCAGGUUCUAAUGGCAAUAAGUCAUGGGGAUUCUCAAAUGGUAGUGGCUCGUUGAAUAGAAAUAUUCAAAAGAGAGUCGUUAAGCAUAAUUCUCAAAUUGAAACUUAUAAAAAAAUUGUCAUGUCAUUGCCAACAAGUGAUCGUAAUAGGCUAAGAUUAAUAACAAAAGAAGCCGGUAAGAGAGGUUUCAUAUAUUGUACUGUUUUACAGAACAGACUGAAUAAUAUUCCUAAGAUUCCAACGGUGAGUAACCCUGAAACAUUGAAGAGAGUUAAAGCAAAUAAUCUCAAGACUCCAUUAGAAUGGUCACAAGAUAUAAUGAAUGGAUUCAACGCACCUUUAUCAACAGAUAAUUUCUCCUUACCAGAUUCUGAUUCUUUAUAUUUGAAGAUGACUGGUAUCGCAAGAGAAAAUGGUUUGGUCGGGACUAUCGAUACAAGAUGCGUUGAUAUGGUUUCAAAUGCUCUUGAUCAUUUCCUGAAGAGCAUUAUUGAAUACGGUAUCGACUCUGUUAGAUACAGACAGAAACGUUAUUCUGAUUAUUAUGACUUGAAUGAUGACGGCGUAUAUGUUCCAGUUGCCGAUUUAAAUAAAGAACGAAAUGCAGUUUCCGAUCUUGCGAUUGCAGAUGAUGGUAAUAAAAUAGAUAAGAUUUCACAAUUCCCUAAAAUUUCUUUGACCAAUGAAGAUAUUUAUAAUGCGUUAUCUAUAUUACCGAACCUCGUUGAGCCGACAUCAGGAGCUUACCAUAAUUUAACUACUAACGGGUUAGUGAACGAUGAUGAACUUGUGAUAAUGAAAAGUCAAAUAGACGAUUUACCUGAGUUCUCAAAAGAAAAGCCAUUGUUUACUCCAUUAAAUGAUAGAAACGUUGGUACGAGAGAGGAAUUGAACUGGUUAAUAAAAGACAUUCUGACCGAAGAAUAA
Kazachstania africana CBS 2517 is the source of this 1359-nucleotide messenger RNA. It is a transcript of the gene HFI1, whose product is annotated as Hfi1p. Gene Ontology annotation, cellular component: SAGA complex. NCBI's taxonomy places the organism in Eukaryota, Fungi, Ascomycota, Saccharomycetes, Saccharomycetales, Saccharomycetaceae. Bases 1 to 1359 code for a protein of 452 amino acids. Gene Ontology annotation, molecular function: transcription coactivator activity. Gene Ontology annotation, biological process: regulation of transcription by RNA polymerase II. The record is from RefSeq and is a predicted model, not a curated record. The transcript has a single exon.